AUGGUUUUCUAUAACACAUCCGGGAAUAUAAAAACUUUAAGAAAUAUUAUAUUGGAUCACAAGGCUGCUCCAGACAUGUCACCGUACGAGUACAUGAAGAUGUAUAUCGAAAAAUGUCCGGAGAACAUUGACGAUAACAAACUGACGUGGAUCGCUGAAACAUUUCUAGGCAUUCAGAAACAUGAGCAGUUUCUGAAAGAUAUAGCUAUUUACCUGUCGGAAGAGUUGUCAGACGAAGAUCAAGAUUAUUUCAUGAUUGUUCUGUAUGCUAUAACUUUUCAAAUUCUACCAAAAGACAUGCAGCUUCUUUACAAAAGCCUGUUUAAUGUAAGUAAAACAUUACUGAGCACUUUCACCGAUUUUUUGAGCAACAAUGAAGUUUUAACUUACAUAUCUCACGUGGCUCAAACUUAUUAUGAUGCAAAUUAUAUUACUGAAAAAAUUAUUGGGCCUCUGUUUACUUGGCAACCUUAUAUAAGUGAGAUGGCUCAUAAUUAUGCUGAAUAUGUGAAAAAAGUUGAAGAUCGUAAAAUAAAACCCCCCACCGUACCAAUCCAACCAAAUGUAUUAAAUCGAAAGACGAAAGAAGUUACUCGAGUACCAUCGCAGCCUCUCCCAGGCUCUCCACCAAACUCCAUACAUAACAAAAGAAGAAAAAUGGUCACAAAAAGUGCUAUUGAUAGACGUCUUAAAAGUAUUCACGAAAAAAAUAAACAAAAAGCCGCAAAUUUACUUAACGUAGUGAAAACUGCUGAUUUUCACUUUGCUCAACAAAAGCCAGCUGAAAAAAAACUGUCUUAUAAUAAACAAGAGGUGCCUGAACUUCAACCUCUACUUAAACCAAAAAAAGUUGUCGCUAAGUCAGCUCUUCCACCUGUAAGGGAGAAUAUAGCGACUAUAAAAAGAUUUAACAAAAGAAUACAAAUGACAGAACAAGAAGAAGUAGAAUGGCUUUACAGUUUAACGUCGUGCUGUAGGAAUCCUACAAAAAUAGAUGACUUGAUUGAAUAUGAUCGACAAGAGAAAGAGAAAGAGAGAAUAUAUGAUAUAGAGAAGAAACAUUUGAUGGGGCAAAUUUCGUACGAGGAGGCAGUUCUUGCUAAGAAAAAGCUUCAUGAAGAAAACAAAAAGAAGUUUGAGAUGUUUCGUAAAGAAAAAGAAGUUUGGGACGAUAAAAUUGAGAAGUGGAAAGCAACUCAACUCGAGAAAAGUCGAAUGCAAAUUGCAACUUUAUCGUUGAUAGAAUCUAAUAUAGUUGAAGCUAAAAACAACAUAGCGAUGAAGAAUAAAGAAGCUGCAGAUAAAAUUAAAAAAGAGAAAGCGACAAUGGAAGCAGAAGUGAUGAGAUUCAAAAAAGAAGAGUUAGAUCGCAAAAUUAAAAUGAUAAAGGAAAUAAAGGUGCUAGCAAUGAUAGCCAAGAAAGCUAGAGUCCCUAAAAUCAUUGAUUUGACGGAAUCCUCCGGAUUAGGUUUGUUAGGUGAAAUGUCGAUUGCAGAAUUGCAGGAGAGACUGGCCGCAAUGAAAAUUGGAAUUAAAGAAGAAAUUGAAAGAAAGAAGACUCUUAUUAAAGAAGAAAACGAAACAGCCAAAAAAGAGUUGGAAGAUGUCAGAGAUUCUAUAAAAUCCUUCAUUAGUGAACGGGCAGAAAUGCGAAAACAAGUCAAGUUGAAUAAGAAAGUUAUUACUCUAGACGGAUCAUCCUCAAAAGAGUUGAAUGACUUGAAAAACGUUUUGGAAGAGAAACGGAGACUGCGAGCGAAGUUGAUGGAUUGA
This is a messenger RNA of Pectinophora gossypiella (pink bollworm), 1773 nucleotides long. Its product is annotated as cilia- and flagella-associated protein 99-like. The transcript has a single exon. The record is from RefSeq and is a predicted model, not a curated record. Bases 1 to 1773 code for a protein of 590 amino acids. NCBI's taxonomy places the organism in Eukaryota, Metazoa, Arthropoda, Insecta, Lepidoptera, Gelechiidae.